Molecule: messenger RNA, 4838 nt
Organism: Myotis lucifugus (little brown bat)
Lineage: Eukaryota; Metazoa; Chordata; Mammalia; Chiroptera; Vespertilionidae
Gene: DENND5A
Product: DENN domain containing 5A
Exons: 23
Coding region: 16-3900 (1294 amino acids)
Molecular function (GO): guanyl-nucleotide exchange factor activity; small GTPase binding
Source: RefSeq, a predicted model, not a curated record
CACUGUUGGGAUUUUAUGGAACCUUCAUCAUUAUGCCAGUACAUACAGGCUUCUAAAGCCAGGGACGGUGCCAGCCCUUUCAUUUCCAGUACAACUGAAGGUGAAAAUUUUGAGCAGACACCAUUAAGACGAACAUUUAAAUCUAAGGUCCUGGCACGAUAUCCUGAGAAUGUAGAAUGGAAUCCCUUUGACCAAGAUGCAGUGGGAAUGCUAUGCAUGCCCAAAGGGCUAGCAUUCAAGACCCAGGCUGAUCCCAGAGAGCCACAGUUCCAUGCCUUUAUUAUCACAAGGGAGGAUGGCUCUCGGACAUUUGGGUUUGCCCUCACAUUUUAUGAGGAGGUGACUAGCAAGCAGAUCUGCAGUGCAAUGCAGACGCUCUACCACAUGCAUAAUGCUGAGUAUGAUGUCAUACAUGCUCAUCCUGCUGAUGGCCGAGACCACAGUGACAUGGAGGAUGGUGAAGGCACUCCUGGGACCAAGCUGCAGCGCUUCAACUCCUAUGACAUUAGCCGGGACACGUUGUAUGUCUCUAAGUGCAUCUGCCUCAUCACGCCCAUGUCCUUCAUGAAAGCAUGUCGGAGUGUUCUGGAACAACUUCACCAGGCAGUCACUUCACCUCAGCCCCCUCCACUGCCCCUUGAGAGCUACAUAUACAACGUACUCUACGAGGUGCCACUCCCACCUCCCGGCCGGUCCUUGAAGUUUUCUGGGGUCUAUGGGCCAAUAAUCUGCCAGAGACCAAGUACCAAUGAGCUUCCCCUAUUCGACUUUCCUGUCAAAGAGGUCUUUGAACUGCUUGGGGUGGAGAAUGUGUUUCAGCUUUUUACUUGUGCUCUUCUGGAGUUUCAGAUUCUGCUCUACUCACAGCAUUACCAGAGACUGAUGACUGUGGCGGAGACAAUUACAGCUCUCAUGUUUCCUUUCCAGUGGCAGCAUGUCUAUGUCCCUAUUCUCCCGGCUUCUCUCCUACAUUUCUUAGAUGCUCCUGUUCCAUACCUGAUGGGCUUGCAUUCCAAUGGCCUGGAUGACCGGUCAAAGCUGGAGCUGCCUCAAGAGGCUAACCUCUGCUUUGUGGAUAUUGACAACCACUUCAUUGAGCUGCCGGAGGACUUGCCUCAGUUUCCCAACAAAUUGGAGUUUGUCCAGGAAGUCUCUGAGAUUCUCAUGGCAUUUGGCAUUCCCCCUGAAGGGAACCUUCAUUGCAGUGAGAGUGCCUCCAAGCUGAAGAGGCUCCGGGCCUCUGAGCUUGUCUCUGACAAGAGGAAUGGGAACAUUGCAGGCUCCCCUUUGCAUUCCUAUGAGCUCCUCAAGGAGAAUGAAACUAUCGCCCGGCUGCAAGCCUUGGUCAAGAGGACUGGGGUGAGCCUGGAAAAGUUGGAAGUGCGUGAAGACCCCAGCAGCAAUAAGGAUCUGAAGGUUCAGUGUGAUGAAGAAGAACUCAGGAUUUACCAGCUAAACAUUCAGAUCCGGGAAGUUUUUGCAAAUCGUUUCACUCAGAUGUUUGCAGAUUAUGAGGUGUUUGUCAUUCAGCCCAGCCAGGAUAAGGAGUCCUGGUUUAAUAACAGGGAACAGAUGCAAAACUUUGAUAAAGCAUCUUUUCUAUCAGAUCAGCCUGAGCCCUACUUGCCCUUUCUCUCAAGAUUCCUGGAGACCCAGAUGUUUGCUUCUUUCAUUGACAAUAAAAUUAUGUUUCAUGAUGAUGAUGAUAAAGACCCUGUGCUCCGGGUGUUUGAUUCCCGAGUAGAUAAGAUCAGACUGUUGAAUGUUCGGACGCCUACUCUCCGCACAUCCAUGUACCAGAAGUGUACCACUGUGGAUGAAGCAGAGAAAGCAAUUGAGCUGCGUCUGGCAAAAAUAGACCAUACUGCGGUUCACCCCCAUUUACUUGACAUGAAGAUUGGACAAGGGAAGUAUGAACCAGGUUUCUUCCCAAAGUUGCAGUCUGAUGUGCUUUCCAUUGGGCCUGCCAGCAACAAAUGGACAAAAAGGAAUGCCCCUGCCCAGUGGAGGCGGAAAGAUCGGCAGAAGCAGCACACAGAACACCUGCGUUUAGACAAUGACCAGAGAGAGAAGUACAUCCAAGAAGCCAGGAAUAUGGGCAGCACCAUCCGCCAGCCCAAACUGUCCAACCUCUCCCCGUCAGUGAUUGCCCAAACCAACUGGAAGUUUGUAGAGGGCCUGCUGAAGGAAUGCCGCAACAAGACCAAGAGAAUGCUGGUGGAGAAGAUGGGCCGAGAGGCUGUGGAGCUAGGCCACGGAGAGGUCAACAUCACAGGGGUGGAAGAGAACACCUUGAUUGCCAGCCUUUGUGACCUCUUGGAAAGGAUCUGGAGCCAUGGACUCCAAGUAAAACAGGGGAAAUCAGCCUUGUGGUCCCAUCUGUUACAUUAUCAGGAAAACCGACAGAGAAAGUUCACAUCCGGAAGCCUCAGUACCUCAGGAAUACUUGUUGAUUCAGAACGGAGGAAGUCCGAUGCCAGCUCAGUCAUGUCUCCCUUGAGAAUCUCCCUCAUUCAGGAUAUGAGGCAUAUCCAGAACAUCGGGGAAAUCAAGACUGACGUGGGAAAGGCCAGAGCAUGGGUGCGACUCUCCAUGGAAAAAAAGUUACUUUCCAGACACCUGAAGCAGCUUCUCUCAGACCAUGAGCUCACCAAAAAGUUGUACAAGCGCUAUGCCUUCCUGCGCUGUGAUGACGAGAAGGAGCAGUUCCUCUAUCACCUCCUCUCUUUCAAUGCCGUCGAUUACUUUUGCUUCACCAAUGUCUUCACAACUAUCCUGAUCCCCUACCACAUCCUGAUUGUACCGAGCAAGAAGCUGGGGGGCUCCAUGUUCACUGCCAACCCAUGGAUUUGCAUCUCGGGAGAAUUGGGUGAGACACAGAUUCUGCAGAUUCCCAGGAACGUGUUGGAGAUGACCUUCGAGUGCCAGAACCUGGGGAAGCUCACUACUGUGCAGAUAGGCCAUGAUAACUCUGGGCUGUAUGCCAAAUGGCUGGUGGAGUAUGUGAUGGUUAGGAAUGAGAUCACAGGACAUACCUACAAGUUCCCCUGCGGCCGGUGGCUGGGGAAGGGCAUGGACGACGGAAGCCUGGAGCGGGUCCUAGUGGGAGAGCUGCUCACAUCCCAGCCCGAGGUGGACGAGAGGCCGUGUCGGACCCCGCCCCUGCAGCAGUCCCCCAGCGUCAUCCGCAGGCUUGUUACCAUCUCACCCAACAACAAGCCUAAGCUGAACACUGGGCAGAUCCAGGAGUCCAUUGGGGAGGCAGUCAAUGGCAUCGUGAAGCACUUCCAUAAGCCUGAGAAAGAGAGAGGCAGUCUGACGCUGUUGCUUUGUGGAGAGUGUGGCCUUGUCUCGGCUCUGGAACAGGCUUUCCAGCAUGGAUUUAAAUCGCCCCGUCUCUUCAAAAAUGUCUUCAUUUGGGAUUUCCUGGUUACUAACAUCAUCAACAUUGAGAUGCCCACGGCUGGUGGCCUGCAGGACAGUCAGAGACAGGUCGGCUUUAAGAGGCUUUGUCAUCGGCAAGCUUUCUCCUCUUCACAGAAAAAGCACAAACCUAUUAUGAGACUUUGGAGCAGAAUGAAGUUGUUCCUGAGGAAAAUUGGCAUACAAGGGCCCGGAAUUUCUGCCGAUUUGUCACUGCAAUCAACAAUACUCCCCGGAACAUUGGCAAGGAUGGCAAAUUCCAGAUGCUGGUGUGCUUGGGAGCCAGGUACUGCAGCCUCAAGCCCAGAGUACAUAGCAGCCAGCCUUGGAAGUGGUGCUGGAGUCCUAGUGUGGUGCAGGGGUGGGGAGUGGCUGGUGACCAGGCAUUCUUGGGCAGAGAUCACCUCCUACACCACUGGAUUGCCCUGUUGGCUGACUGCCCCAUCACCGCACACAUGUAUGAGGAUGUGGCGCUGAUCAAAGACCACACUCUUGUCAAUUCCUUGAUCCGCGUGCUGCAGACAUUGCAGGAGUUCAAUAUCACGCUAGAGACGUCCCUGGUCAAGGGCAUCGACAUCUGACCUCUCAGCACCAGCUAGCAACAGGACUGAGAAAGACUCACCCUGCAGCUCUGACCCGUCUUCCCCAAGGACUUAAGCGAGUUGUGCAGGAGACGGAGAUGUACACUCACUGUAAAAAGAAAACUAGAGGAUUUUUGGAAUAAAUAAUCUAUUUUAGAGUUUAUUUGCUGAUUUGCUUUUUACACACUUUCAUGUGAAAGAGUGAUAGGGAGAGGGAGACGAGGUUGGUGCCGCUUAUUUUGAAGCUGGUGCCCUCCCUCGCUGUGGCCGCGUGCUGGGAGCCUGCGGCCUCCCUGGACUGAGGUUGGCACCGCGUGCAGGGCAGUUCCGCUUCCUUGCCCUGAUGCGUCAGUGAGGCCAUUCCACAUCGUUUUUAACUAAUGUUUUCUAUAUUAACAUUAUUAUGGAUAUUUGGCUUUCCUGGGCCACACACAGGUGUGCUGAGUGGAAGCCCGAAGCUCCAAUCAAAGGGAUUUUUAGUAGUGCCUCUUCAAGCACUGACAAGUCAGUCCACAUCUUUUCUUUUCUUUUUUUUGUCAGUAUUAUUUGGGAAGAAGACAUGCUAAGAUGUUUCAUUAUGCAGAAAAAUCACGUUUCCUCUUGGCACGCAGUUGCGCAGAAGUAAACAAGCAUGUUUUAACAGGUUUUCCUUUCCCCCCAUAUUAUUUAUUUAACCCUCCAUUGUGUGUUUUAAGUCUUUCUUUUUUUUCUUUUUUUAAGGAAAGAAAAAGCUUGUCACAGUCUAACUGGCUAUAUUAUUGUUAAAUUUAUGUUGUUUUGCAACUUAGAAACCAGCUACAGUAUGGCCCACUUAAUAAAACACCUGAAACAAAA